AUGGAGCAAACAGACUGCAAACCUUAUCAACCACUGUCAAAAGUCAAGCAUGAAAUGGAUCUAGCUUAUACCAGUUCUUCGGAUGAGAGUGAGGAUGGAAGAAAACCAAGACAGUCAUACAACUCCAGAGAAACUCUGCAUGAGUAUAACCAAGAGCUGAGGAUGAAUUACAAUAGCCAGAAUAGGAAGAGGAAGGAGGUAGAAAAAUCUACUCAAGAGAUGGAAUUCUGUGAAACCCCUCACACUUUGUGCUCUGGCUACCAGACAGACAUGCACAGUGUUUCUCGGCAUGGCUACCAGCUAGAGAUGGGAUCUGAUGUGGACACAGAGACUGAAGGUGCAGCCUCACCUGAUCAUGCACUGAGAAUGUGGAUAAGAGGAAUGAAAUCAGAGCAUAGCUCCUGUUUGUCCAGCCGGGCCAACUCUGCUUUGUCCUUGACUGACACUGACCACGAAAGGAAGUCUGAUGGGGAAAAUGGUUUCAAAUUCUCUCCAGUUUGUUGUGACAUGGAGGCUCAAGCUGGGUCUACUCAAG
Molecule: messenger RNA, 535 nt
Organism: Urocitellus parryii (Arctic ground squirrel)
Lineage: Eukaryota; Metazoa; Chordata; Mammalia; Rodentia; Sciuridae
Source: RefSeq, a predicted model, not a curated record